This is a messenger RNA of Carassius auratus (goldfish), 3633 nucleotides long. RefSeq names its product fidgetin-like protein 1. NCBI's taxonomy places the organism in Eukaryota, Metazoa, Chordata, Actinopteri, Cypriniformes, Cyprinidae. The coding region runs from base 173 to 2170 and encodes 665 amino acids. The transcript is spliced from 2 exons. Gene Ontology annotation, molecular function: ATP binding; microtubule severing ATPase activity; ATP hydrolysis activity. The record is from RefSeq and is a predicted model, not a curated record.
AUGGCGUGGCCGGAAGUUGCGUAGAUCGGCGCAGAUCAAGCAGGAGGCGCGAGGUUUGGUCAAAGUUAUGGUUGUUUUGUUCCACGUCGCUGUAUAGAUUUUCAGUUAUUUCUGAACUUUACAGCAUUCGCACAAGAAAUACCUUUAUCCCAGAGUUUGGAGCGCGCCAGGCAUGAGCAGAGCACACCUGGACGAGUGGCAGAGGAGGUCCUUUGACAUUUCGUCUGGCUCCUGUACACCUGAACAGACGGCCGAUGCUUAUCGGGCACAUGUCCUGUCCAUUCAGUAUGCAUGGGCGAGUGCUGAGCUCUCUACGGCUGGAGCUGGCAGCCUGCUCAGGACCUACUCGGAGAGGUACGCCGCAGUCCUGGACUCAGACGACCCACGCACAGGGCUAAACAACUAUGCAGAGAGUGCCCUGCAACUAGCUCGCAAUCAAAAGAACCAUAGCGACAAAUGGGAGUCGUCCCUAACAUUCGAGAACGUGUUCAACCUGCCGUGUGUGCAAAGGAUGAUGCAGGACAGGCCAAAAGAAGGUGCUCUCCCUGUAGAUCCGGUAGAUGUUAACAUCACUGUCGGUGUUGAAAUCUGCAGGGGAGGGGAGAAAGGCAGUGAUCUCUCUGGUCCUUCUUGUGGAUUAAAACGAGAGCCUCUGGCACAUGGGCCCACUGCGCCUCCACCUAGGGCUGAGAUAGGAAGGGGGGUCAGUAACCUACUUGGCGGUCCUGCAGAGCGGGCGAGAGGACUUCAAGGAGCCCCGCUGCAUAUGUCCUUGGCACAGAAUGUUCCAACAGGAACUAUGCCUAUGUUUACCCAUAACAAUUUCAGUUCCACAGGCAAUACUAACGUGUCUCACUCUAGUUUGGGUUGCACAAGUGGAUCUAAUGUGCAUAAUCAACCUGUGUACUUUUCCUCCACAAACCCCUCCAAGAGGAAGAACUUCUACGGCUCAAGAGCUGAAAGCAACAGAAGCUCAUUCCCAUCACAAGGCGAGCAGGAACCCCGAGGGAGGGGACAGAGGAGAGAGGAAGGUGUCAGCAUAAAUUUUAGAUCAGCACGAGAGCAGUUCAUCGUUGACCAGCAAAAAAAGCAUUCCCAUCAGGGUCAGCGAGGUUCUGCGGCCAACGUUGCUGCAGUCACCAAGAAAUCCCUUGGGGCAAAUCGGGCUCGUGGGGCGUCUUCCAAAUUCAUCUCUCCUAUGCCAAGGCAAGAGGAAGAGGGCAGCUCGAAGGAAAACGCACCACAAGACAUGCAACCUGUUGAUGAGCGACUAAAAAACUUUGAGCCCAAAAUCAUUGAACUUAUCAUGAGUGAGAUCAUGGACCAUGGCCCCCCGGUAGCUUGGGAUGAUAUUGCCGGUCUGGAGUUUGCCAAAGCCACAAUCAAAGAGAUUGUAGUUUGGCCCAUGUUGAGGCCUGAUAUAUUUACUGGCCUUCGAGGUCCACCUAAAGGCAUUCUUCUCUUUGGUCCUCCAGGAACUGGUAAAACACUUAUAGGGAAGUGCAUCGCGUGCCAGUCCGGAGCCACUUUUUUCAGCAUCAGUGCUUCGUCACUCACUUCAAAGUGGGUUGGAGAGGGCGAAAAGAUGGUACGGGCACUCUUUGCCAUUGCUCGGUGUCACCAACCUGCCGUCAUCUUCAUCGAUGAGAUCGAUUCUCUUCUUUCUCAACGGACAGAUGGAGAGCAUGACUCUUCCCGUAGGAUCAAAACAGAGUUUCUUGUCCAGCUGGAUGGUGCCGCCACCUCAGCAGAAGAUCGCAUUUUGGUGGUUGGUGCCACCAACCGGCCACAAGAGAUUGACGAAGCAGCUCGCCGUCGCCUGGCCAAGCGACUCUACAUCCCUCUCCCAGAGGCUGAGGCUCGCCGGCACAUAGUGACUAACCUCAUGACCCGUGAGAAAUGCCAGCUGGGAGCAGAUGAGAUGGAGAAUGUUGUACAGGGCACAGAGGGGUUUUCAGGGGCAGAUAUGACACAGCUGUGUCGAGAAGCAGCUUUAGGCCCCAUCCGAAGCAUUCAUCUAAGUGACAUUGCUACCAUCUCGGCAGAUCAGGUUCGGCCGAUACUCUACAAUGACUUCCAGGAGGCUCUCAAAACUGUGCGGCCCAGUGUCUCUUCUAAAGAUCUGGAGCUAUAUGAAGAGUGGAACAAGACAUUUGGCUGCGGUCGCUGAGCAUUUGUGCUCCGUUUACACUAAUUUAUCAGUUUUAUGUUAGUAUGACUAUGAUGCUGGGUUAAUUUCUUAAAAUAAAAGGUUGAUUUGUCUUGUGUCUUUUUCCAUCUUAUUCAUGAACAUUCUUUUAGAGAGCUGUGGUGUAAAAAGACAAUCUGUUUUUUGUUGUUGCAAAGUUUCAUAUUUAGUGUCAUUUAUGCAGUCAGAAUGGAUUGACUCAAAUCAGAACUCAUGAUUUUGUAAAACUGAGCUUUUAACCGUGUGCAUGGCCUCAAAAUUAACAUACCGCAGUUGUGCCUUCCUGAAAACAGUUGCAUCACUGAUUGGAGCUGCAACUCUUUUCCUUGUAAUGUAGAGGAAAUGUGCCAAGUUUGCACUAAAAGGGAACAUGGGGUCUUGAGUAUGUUGUUUCCUUCUGAAUGCACUUAUCCAAAAGGGAACUGUCAGCUAGUACAAUGUCCAGCUCGCCCUACCUUCUGUGUGCACAGAAUGAAUUCAGCAGCUCUCCAUGUUUAACUGCUCUCGCUCUUGCAUAGAUGGAGCGUUAGACACCUUAGGGCCAACUCUCCCAUUGUGUUGUGUCUUGGUGAAUGGAUUUGGAGGGGAAGUUGGGCAACACUGCAGGCAUUCUGGUCUCAUGAUAAGAGUUACCCACAGAUCAACUCUUGCAGUGCUCUUCCUGUUGCUAAGCUAAUGCGGUCUCGGCCCACAUCUGGUAAACCAGAGGAAUGUCUUUGGGCCCUGGAAGGGGUUUUAAAGAUGGUCUCUCAAUCCUCUUCAUCCUCCUCCUAAAGGACAGUAUGGUUGGUUUAGUUUUUUCAGUUACACGAAAGUUGGAGGGAAGCCCAUCAGAAUUGCUGUUUUCAUUAACUACAGGACUUCCAGGUCUUAGAAAGAGAGGUUUUUAUGAUGACACCAGUCAUAAACCUGGUGAAAAAUGAUGCAUUGUAGAAGCAGAUAAGAGCUGUGGCUUGAUGCGUUUACUGUUGAUGGAUGGAGAGGAGCAUUGUGGAGUUUUAAAUGAGUGGCCACAGAUGGCAUGAGGGGUAAAAGUUGCUGGUCCAGUGGUGAGGAAACUCACCCAGGCCAAAUCACAAAGUAAUGAAUGAAUGAAUUUGAACACGAAUGGUUUUGGCCGGGUUACAAAAUGAAUCAUUUUUUGUAAAGUUUGUAUCUUCAGCAGGUUUUGACUUGUCACUUUAUUUGGAUGAGACUGGCGUCCCUGAAAUGUCUUUGUGUUUGUUGUUUUUAUGCCACUGCAUUAGCGUUAUAUUUUCACUGUCAAAUGUACGGCUGAUUUGUGUUGGCGUAAAACGCAAAGUCUGUGUUGACUGCUGUCUGGGAAAAUUGAAAGAGAGACGGCUGAUUGAUUUGGUUUGCUUCUUGCAACUGCAAAACUAUUCUUUCAGGGAGUCAAGCUGAACUGUUAAUAAACCUCAUAAGGAAAAUGGGAUUUAACAGUC